AUGACUACGGUGCGAACCAUUAUUGCCAUUGCUGCUUCACAAAACUGGCCUCUUUAUCAAAUGGAUGUCAAAAAUGCUUUUCUCCAUGGUGAUCUCAAAGAAGAUAUUUACAUAAAACCUCCACCUGGUUUGUUCUUAUCACCUACAUCAGUAUGCAAGUUGAAGUGGUCUUUGUAUGGAUUAAAACAAGCUCCCAGAGCUUGGUUUGACAAGUUUCGGUCUACUUUGCUUCAAUUCUCUUUUGAACAGAGCAAAUAUGACUCAUCUUUGUUUCUUCGUAAAACAUCUACAGGUUGUGUUCUUCUUUUGCAGCAGCUUAAGGAUUCUUUUCAUAUGAAAGAUCUUGGCAUUCUUACAUACUUUUUGGGGUUAGAAGUUCAUUAUGAUUCUUUAGGUGUAUUUUUAAAUCAGCACAAAUAUACUCAGGAUUUGAUUGCUUUGGUUGGUCUUCAAGAAUCUUCCUCUAUAGAUACUCUAUUGGAAUUGAAUGUAAAGUAUCGUCGUGAGGAAGGAGAUAUUCUUCCUGAUCCAACUUUGUUUCAGAAACUAGUUGGGAUCCUAAAUUAUCUUACUAUUACUCAGCUUGAUAUCUCUUCUGCAGUUCAACGAGUGAGUCAAUUUAUGCAGGCUCCCUAUCAUCUAGAUUUGGUGGUUGUUCGUCACAUCAUUCGAUAUGUCUUGGGAACAUCAACUCGCGGAUUAUUCUUUCCUAGUGGUUCUCUAAUACGGCUUGAUGCAUUUAGCGAUUCUGAUUGGGCUGGAUGUCCUAAUACUCGCCGCUCCGUCACAGGUUGGUGCAUGUUUCUUGGGGAUUCCUUGAUAUCUUGGAAGAGCAAGAAGCAAGCUCGUGUUUCAAAAUCUUCAACUGAGUCUGAAUAUCGAGUCAUGUAUGCUGCUUGCUCCGAGAUUGUUUGGCUUCGUGGUCGACUUGCAGAGAUUGGUUUUCCUCAAUCUAAUCCUACUCCUUUACACGCUGACAACACAAGUGCCAUUCAGAUUGCCAUUAACCCGGUUUAUCAUGAAAGGACCAAACACAUCGAGGUGGACUGUCAUUAUAUCGGGGAAGCUGUAGAUAAGGGAGUCAUUACUCUUCCACAUGUGUCUAGUAAUCUCCAGAUAGCUGAUGUGUUCACAAAAUCCAUGACACGGCAACGUCAUCAGUUUCUAGUAGGCAAAUUGAUGCUUCUUGAUUCACCGGCAUCAAUUUGA
Messenger RNA from Lycium ferocissimum, 1209 nucleotides. RefSeq lists its product as uncharacterized. NCBI's taxonomy places the organism in Eukaryota, Viridiplantae, Streptophyta, Magnoliopsida, Solanales, Solanaceae. The transcript is spliced from 2 exons. The record is from RefSeq and is a predicted model, not a curated record. Bases 1 to 1209 code for a protein of 402 amino acids.